CCUGGAAUGGAUGAACUGAGACCUGUAGAAGAAAGUCUUGCAUCUGUCCCCAGUCCCAAGCAAUCAGAUGUUGAUGACCACAGCUGUACAUCUAAAAAUGUUGCCUCUGUUGGAACACAGUGGGAAGACCACAUCUUCGAGGAGCAUUGUUACAUCAAGAGACAACACAUUGUAACUUAUGUAAACCAGUCAACGCAGUGCGAUACAUUCAAGCCUCCUACUCUGAUGAACGACUAUGACUCAAAUCUGUACACCGGGCUCCCUCUCCACACAUUUCAUACCCUUGUAGCUGUUUUGCGUCCCCAUGAGAAUCUGGCUUACCAGACCGAAAUUGAACAGCAAAUCUUGCUCACACUAAUGAAGCUGAAAUUAAACCUAUUAAUAGAAGAUCUAGCAAUUCGAUUCCGUAUAUCAGUGAGUAAAGUGAGCAGGAUAAUUUCUUUUUGGAUUGACACCAUGGCUGCAGUCUUGAAGGAUCUGAUACCAUGGCUCCCCAAAGAAACCAUCAGGGCCACAACACCAGAGGCAUACAAGCAACAUUAUCCCAAUGUUACCUGUAUCUUAGACUGCAGUGAAAGUGAAGUCCAAAGACCAGGGAACCUAGACUCAAGGUCUGAAUCGUACAGCCACUACUAUGCUUGCAACACUAUCAAGUAUUUAGUGGCUAUUGCACCAUGUGGUCUAGUAAUGUUUAUAUCUGCAGCAUAUGGGGGACGCUGUAGUGACAAAUUUAUCACAUGUGAUUCUGGCAUUCUUGAAUAUCUCCAUCCAGGAGAUGAAGUGAUGGUGUACAGGGGUUUUUUGAUUAGAGACUUGUUGUUUGAAAGACAAGUCAAUAUGAUAAUUCCUCACUUCGCCAACAAAACGCAGCUGACAGAAGAAAAAGUCACAUGUAGCCGCAGGAUUGCAAAUGUAAGGAUACAUGUUGAAUGUGCAAUUAGGAGACUGAAAGUAUACAAGGUGUUAUCACAAACCUUGCCUAUCACCCUUAUGGCAAAGAUAGAUCAAAUUCUGCAUAUAUGUGCAGCUUUAGUGAAUUUGCGUGGUGAUCUGAUCUGUGAAGCAGAUAAUUAAGUUAUUUUAAAAAUGAAAUUUUGUCUUCAGUUACUCACCCUCAUGUUGGUCC
Molecule: messenger RNA, 1126 nt
Organism: Sinocyclocheilus grahami
Lineage: Eukaryota; Metazoa; Chordata; Actinopteri; Cypriniformes; Cyprinidae
Exons: 1
Coding region: 7-1074 (355 amino acids)
Source: RefSeq, a predicted model, not a curated record